AUGACGGUGCCUGGCCUUCACCAGGCAGCUGCUGCACGCAGCGAGCUGAUGUCGAAGGCAUCGGCAGGAUGGCGGGGUGCGGAGAGGUGCCGACCCAGGGCGGGGGCUCUGCGCGAGCGCUUCGCGAGCUUGCUGCGCAGCUUUUGCAGCGGCCAGCGGGCUCCCGGGGGAGCGGUCUCCGGCCUCAUUACCCGUGGCGGCGGAGCUGCUGCCGACGUCCACACUCUCCGGAUGGUCCUUAACGAUUCGGAUUACUGGGAGGCCCCGGAGAAGGACACGCUGCUUCCCACGCUCAUCCUUAGCCAAGCCGAGGCGCUGGCAUCCCCGAAGAGCGUCAGAACCGCCGAGUUUCCUUGCUCGCCGCCGCCCGGUAGCCAGGCGUCACCGCAGCGGAGCCCAUGUACAGUUACUCUCUGCGACGGUGAGGGGUCGUCGCCAAGGUCCUCCGUGGCCGACAGCGACUACGGGCUCUCCUCCUGGCAGCUCGAAACCUCCGGAAAGGAGGCCACGCUGCUCGAAGACUGGCAGAGCUCCCGUUGGUUGCGACGGGUGGAGCGGAUGGAG
Symbiodinium sp. CCMP2456 is the source of this 564-nucleotide messenger RNA. Lineage: Eukaryota; Dinophyceae; Suessiales; Symbiodiniaceae. The record is from the annotation of a GenBank genome assembly.